CCAAAGUUACAUUUUAUUUUUAAGAGAGUUUCGAACAAGUGAUUGGAGUUCGUUGUGAGAAUAAAAGAGAGACGAAGAAGAUGGCUGUUGAGGUUGUUGUUUCCUUGGUUUUAGGGAAACUCAGCGAUCUCCUGAUUCAAGAGGCAGUUUUACUCUUCGAAGUGCGUGAUCAGGUCGAAUGGGUCGAGAGAGAAUUGAAGCGGAUGCGGUGUUUCUUGAAAGACGCGGACGCAAAACAAAGCAGUGAUGAGAGAGUGAAGAAUUGGGUGGCGGAAGUCAGAGAUGUUGCUUAUGAUGCGGAAGACGUCAUCGACACCUUCAACCUCAAAAUACAACAAAAUAGGAAAAGGAGGAUCGUUGGAUGCUUCAAGAGACGCACAUCCAUCCAUUUAUUGGCUCGACAUGAAAUCGCCGAUGAAAUCAAACGGAUAAAGAAUAAAAUCCAGGAGAUUUCUUCGAGUACGCAGACAUAUGGAAUUGAAAAUGUUGGAGGAGGAAGCAGUUUCAGAGGCGAAAGUUUACAAAGGCAAAGGCAAACUUCUCCUUUAUUUGGAGAAACAGAAGUUGUUGGUUUUGAAGAAGAUAUAAAGACAUUGGUGUCACAGCUGAUCGACGGCGAUUCACGUCGUUGUGUGGUUUCUGUAGUCGGAAUGGGCGGUCUCGGUAAGACUACUCUUGCAAUUAAAGUGUAUAACAAUAAGGCUGUUAAGAAACAUUUUGAUUGCUGUGCUUGGGUUUUUGUAUCUCAACAAUAUGUUGAGAGAGAUCUUUUGCUAAGCAUUAUAAAAUGUUUUAUGACUCUUACUAAAGAAGAACUUAAGACGGCAGACGUCCUUCAAUUGAAGGAGAAGCUGUUCAAUUAUUUGAAGCAUAGGAGAUAUCUUGUGGUCUUGGACGAUAUAUGGAAGAUUGAAGCAUGGGUUUCUUUAGUGGUGGCCUUUCCAGAUAUGAAUAACGGAAGUCGAGUCUUACUCACGACUCGCAACAGAGACGUAGCUUCAUAUGCAGAUGCACGGAGCUCUCCCCAUAUGCUGCAGCUUUUAGGAGAUGAAGAGGGAUGGAAGUUGUUUUGCAAGAAAGCGUUCUUAGAACAGGGUCUCCAUUACCAGCAAAAUUUAGAGAAGCUGGGAAAAGAGAUUUUGGCAAGAUGUUGUGGUCUGCCUCUUGCUAUUGUUGUUAUAGGUGGGCUACUAUCAAGAAGAGCAAAAGAUUCAAAUGAGUGGGAGAAAGUGCUCAGGAGAAUCAGCUCGCAAUUCUUCAACGAUGAAUCUCAAAUCACAAGAAUAUUAGCUUUAAGCUACGAAGAUCUACCCUUCCGUCUGAAACCAUACUUUCUCUACUUCGGUGUUUUUCCAGAAGACCAUGAGAUCCCUGCUAAGAAAUUGAUUCAGCUGUGGGUCGCAGAAGGAUUUACAGAGCCAACAGGGGACAUAACGGCAGAAGAAACUGCAGAAGAUUGCCUCGAAGAGCUGAUUCAUAGAAGUCUGAUUCAAGUAGCGAAAAGAUAUUCCAGUGGCAGAGUUAGAAGCUGCCACAUCCAUGAUAUCCUACGACAACUCUCGAUUUCAAAAGCGAAGGAAGAUAAAUUCCUCGACGUUCAUCAUGGAGAUACCAAUCCUCUCUCUCCAUCGAAAGCACGCCGGCUUGCUAUUUAUCAUGCCACCAGCAAGUACAUUUCUUUAAAUCAUGCCAACCCAAACCUUCGUUCUGUGUUGUGCAUUCGCAGUGCACAGCUUGGAAAGAAGCAAGAAGAGCGUAUUUACAGAGGAUUCAAUUUACUUACGGUGCUACAUUUAGAUUUAUCUAAUACAUCAAUGCAAAAGCUUCCAAAUAAAAUAGGUACACUAUUCCACUUGAGAUAUCUUGGCUUCAAGGUGCCUGAAUUCAAAACAACAAGCCUCCCAUCAUCCAUAAGCAAUCUUUGCAAUUUAGAAACACUGCAUGUAGAAAAAGAUCUUUGCAUAAUCAAAAUACCCAGUUCUAUUUGGAAGAUGAAACAAUUAAGGCAUGUGGAUGUGCCGAAUGGAAUCAUGAUAAGCAAAGGUGUAAGGUCUAAAAUAGUAAGGCGUCCAUCGCAUGAUUGUUUACUUAAUCUCCAGACUCUAAAAGAUGUUGAGGCUGGCGAUUGGAUAGAAGAUUGCUUGGGGAAGCUAACAAAUCUCAAGGAACUAGCAAUAUGUGAGAUCCUUUGGAGUAAGCAUGGAAAGGGAUUGUCCAAUGCUAUUCCCAAAUUGAACAGCCUUCAGUCUUUGAGUUUGGAAUGGGAGGAUACUAUUCCAGUGUUUAUGCCUUUUUCAGAUCACCUGCAUAUGAAGAAGAUGUGUUUGAGGGGAACGUUAGAGAAGCUACUAGAGUCGUAUGAAUUCUCUCCUAACCUCACUAAGCUUGCCUUGGAAUGGUCUCACUUAAUCGAAGAUCCGAUGGCGACAUUGGAGAAACUACCCAACCUUCGGAUACUCAGAUUGGAUAAUCAUUCAUAUGUGGGAAAGGAAAUGGUCUGCUCUGCACAAGGGUUUCCUCUACUUGAAUCCUUACAUGUUGUAGGGUUACCUGAAUUAGAAGAGUGGAGAGUGGAGGAAGGAGCGAUGCCGAGGCUUUUACAUUUACUGAUUCUUGGAUGCUCUAAUUUAAAGAUGCUUCCAGAAGGAUUGCAAUACAUGACUGCUCUCGAGAAAUUGGAGGUGUGGGACAUGCCCAAUGAAUUCAAAGACAGAAUGUGGGAAACCGGUGGAGAGGAUUGGCACAAGAUUCGACAUCUACCCUUCAUCGAAAUAAAAGACGGGGAAAUGCUUGGAAAGACAAAUUCAGCAUCUUUACAAAGGCAGGAGAGUUUUGCGGAGCUUGCAUGCGAGGCGAGGCGACCAGACAACAUGUUGAUGUAG
Molecule: messenger RNA, 2882 nt
Organism: Magnolia sinica
Lineage: Eukaryota; Viridiplantae; Streptophyta; Magnoliopsida; Magnoliales; Magnoliaceae
Product: probable disease resistance RPP8-like protein 2
Exons: 2
Coding region: 81-2882 (933 amino acids)
Biological process (GO): defense response to other organism
Molecular function (GO): ADP binding
Source: RefSeq, a predicted model, not a curated record